This is a messenger RNA of Annulohypoxylon maeteangense, 1128 nucleotides long. Its product is annotated as alpha/beta-hydrolase. Gene Ontology annotation, biological process: biosynthetic process. NCBI's taxonomy places the organism in Eukaryota, Fungi, Ascomycota, Sordariomycetes, Xylariales, Hypoxylaceae. Bases 63 to 1061 code for a protein of 332 amino acids. Gene Ontology annotation, molecular function: acyltransferase activity, transferring groups other than amino-acyl groups. The record is from RefSeq and is a predicted model, not a curated record. The transcript has a single exon.
AUGAAGCAUUUGAACUAUGAACGGGUAGCUUGUCGGAACGAGCUAUUAGUUGUGAGAUCAAGAUGGCGUCUCCGACCAAAGGCGAAAUUGAAUUCUUCGACAUACUCAACUUUACUUUUCAAGACGGUACCACUCUGGAUCAUGUUCGCUUAGCAUACAAACAGUUCAAUAAGGGCGCGACAAAGACAGCAUUGAUACCGACAUGCUUUCGUGGACGGAUUCAAUCGACACUCAAUUUUUCCCAAGGCGCGUUAAGCGAUUAUAGGGUUAUCGUGGUCGCGUUGCUAGGUAACGGUGAAUCAUGUAGUCCAUCGAACACUUUAGGAUUCCCCUCCGCGAUCGAGUAUCAGGAUUGUGUUCGCGUACAGCAUCACCUCCUCACCCAAGGUCUCGGUAUUAAGUCUGUCGAUGGUAUGGUGGGCUUCUCCAUGGGAGGCCAGUGUACCUAUCAUUGGUUGGCCCUGUACCCUGAGAUGGUAAAAAAUGCUGUCAUCAUUUGUUCCUCUGCUCGAACAAGCCGGCACAACUAUCAAUUUCUAGAGGGACCAAGGGCUGCGCUAGAGAACUCCGCAGACUACGUUGCUGAGAGGAAUGAGGUGGGGAGAUUGGAAGCACCCCGCGGUCUUUGCGCCUUUGGUAAAGCGUAUUCGGCUUGGCUCACAAGUGUUGCGUGGUUUGAAGAAGAGCUUUAUCGAGAGUUGGGCUACCAAUCUUUGAGUGAAUGGGACCACGCCGCAACGGAUAUAAAUUACCGGGAUUGGGACCCCCAGGAUCUAUUAGUCAUGCUACGUAUGUGGCAGCGCGGCGACAUAUCACGGUUAAAUGCCGAAGGGGAUGGGUCGCUGGAAACCGCCUUGUCGAAAAUCACCGCUAGCGUGUUGCUCAUGCCUUCUCAAACUGACCAAUAUUUCAAUUGGAGCGCUAGUGAAAAGGAGGCACGUUUGCUACCAAAAGGCAGAUGUGAGAUAAUACCGUCGGUUUGGGGUCACAUGGCAGGAUCUGGGAGUAGUGCACGGGAUACAGAGUGGAUGGAUAACAAAAUGAAGGAAUUUUUGGGAUAGGGGUAGGGGGCAUAAGCGGGUAAAGAUAUAAGCAGAUAUGAAGCAUCAUCAAUAAUGGUUAUUACUA